AUGCGAAAUGAAUUAAGAACUCUAAUUGCAAGGUACCAACCCGAACAUGUAUUUAAUGCUGAUGAGACAAGUUUAUUCUAUAGAAUGGAAUCCAAUCAAACUUUAUCAUCCGGCCCCGUAUCUGGAAAAAAAAAG
Messenger RNA from Dentiscutata heterogama, 135 nucleotides. The record is from the annotation of a GenBank genome assembly. Lineage: Eukaryota; Fungi; Glomeromycota; Glomeromycetes; Diversisporales; Gigasporaceae.